AUGGCCAAGCGUAGGAGAAAGAACAGGACCCACCUCAAGGGCGGAGAGGCCGGCGAGGCGGCCGAGAAGGCCCCCAAGUCGUUCGUCAUCAAGUCUGGCACAGUGACAAAAUCUGUAGGGUCGCUCGUACGCGACUUCCGCAAGAUCAUGGAGCCCAACACUGCUACCCGACUCCGCGAGCGACCAGGCGCCCGUCUCCGCGACUACCUGACGAUCGCGCCCACGCUCAGCGUCACCCACCUCCUCGCCUUCACCCUCACCGACGCGUUCAACGUCCACCUCCGCAUGGCCCGUCUGCCGCAAGGCCCAACAUUGACGUUCCGUGUGCUGCGGUACAGCUUGAUGCGUGACAUUGUGUCGGCCUCCGUGUCGAUGCGCAACAUUGGCAAGUCGCCAGGAGGAGAGUACCGCAAUCCGCCCCUGCUCGUCCUCAACAACUUCCAGCAGCCCGCCGAGGGACCCGCCCUGCCUCAGCUCAAGCUCAUGAGCACAAUGUUCCAGGGCCUGUUCCCGCCUAUCCAGAUUGAGAAGUCGGCCCUCCCCACCUUCCGCCGCGUCCUUCUCGUCUCGUACAACCACGGCACUGGACUCAUCUCGCUCCGCCACUACACGAUCAGCGUGCGUCCGCAGGGCGUGUCUCGCCGCGUGCGCAAGCUCGUCAACCUCGGCGGCGCGACGUCGUCCCGCCGCGCACCUGAUCUCUCAAACGCCGACGACAUUGCCGACUACCUCAUCAGAAGGUCACGCGAUGCGUCCGAGGCGUCGUCGGGCUACGACUCGAUGAGCGAGAGCGAGGCCUCCGAGGCCGAGUCAGACACGAACGCCGUCGAGCUCCCCGAGGACUAUGUCGGCCGCGGUAACAAGAAGGGAGAGCGCAAGGCUGUUCGCUUGCUCGAGACUGGCCCCAGGCUGGAGCUUGAGCUCGUCAAGGUCGUCGAGGGUCUGGUCGGCUCCAAGCGCGGCGAAGGCGAGACCGUGUACCACAAGUACGAGGCGAGGACCAAGUCGCAGACGAGCGCGCAGACAAAGGCCCACGACGAGCGCCGCAGGCUCCGCGAGGCUCGCCGUGCCGAGCAGGCUGCCAACGUUGCCCGCAAGAAGGCCGAGAAGGACGCCAAGAAGAAGGUCAAGACGGCUGGUGACGAGGCCGACGAGGAGGAUGACGAUGAGGAGGAAGACGGCUCAGAUCUCGACGUCGACGGCCUGUCGGAUGUCGACCCCGAGGAGGAGCUCGAACGCCGCCGGGCAAAGGCCGCCGCGGCCGACGACGACGACGAUGACGAGUUCGACUACGAGGACCGCGGAGCCGAGACGGCCGACGACGAUGACGACUGGGACAUGGACGCCCCCGUCGGCGAGGUCGCGUCAGAGGAGGAGGAGGAGAGCAGCAGCGACGAGGAGGUUGCCAGGCCACCACCGCCAAAGAGGAAGGCGGGCAAGCGCUAG
Messenger RNA from Vanrija pseudolonga, 1446 nucleotides. It is a transcript of the gene SPAC1B9.03c, whose product is annotated as Brix domain-containing protein. Gene Ontology annotation, cellular component: preribosome, large subunit precursor. NCBI's taxonomy places the organism in Eukaryota, Fungi, Basidiomycota, Tremellomycetes, Trichosporonales, Trichosporonaceae. Bases 1 to 1446 code for a protein of 481 amino acids. The record is from RefSeq and is a predicted model, not a curated record. The transcript is spliced from 2 exons. Gene Ontology annotation, biological process: ribosomal large subunit assembly; rRNA processing. Gene Ontology annotation, molecular function: rRNA binding.